Molecule: messenger RNA, 3414 nt
Organism: Torulaspora globosa
Lineage: Eukaryota; Fungi; Ascomycota; Saccharomycetes; Saccharomycetales; Saccharomycetaceae
Gene: IRE1
Product: bifunctional endoribonuclease/protein kinase IRE1
Exons: 1
Coding region: 1-3414 (1137 amino acids)
Biological process (GO): intrinsic apoptotic signaling pathway in response to endoplasmic reticulum stress; IRE1-mediated unfolded protein response; mRNA processing
Cellular component (GO): IRE1-TRAF2-ASK1 complex
Molecular function (GO): RNA endonuclease activity; protein serine/threonine kinase activity; ATP binding
Source: RefSeq, a predicted model, not a curated record
AUGCAUAUGGAAAAGAUUCGCUUGCGAUUGAUCCUUCAGCUCCUUUUUGUCUCCUUUUGCUUUGGAGCUGGUCUCUGGGCCGACCAGAAUGGGCUGGAGUCGAUGGGAUCCAAUGCGACAAGUCCAGCCUUGCAAGCAAAUCAACCCACGACAGGCAUUGAAUAUCAUACGGUGAUACCAACGGCACUGCGAAAACAGAAAACUGGCCAGACAUCAUCACUCUCCCCUGAAAUAACAGUUGCAAUUCCGAGCGGAGACUCGAUAUUAUCACAAUCUCUACUAGGGCAGGCUGCGGAAGGGCAUGAUAGGCAUAUAAUAUCAAGCCACGAGCGGCCAGCUAAAGUUCAGGUCCAUCGUGAGAGAUCGUUGGAGAAUCUUUCGCUGUCCAAUCUCCUUUUGGCCACGGAUUUGGAGGGCGGUCUGCAUGGGAUUGAUCGGAAGAAUGGCAAAACAUUGUGGUCCAUCGAUUCUUCGUUUUUCGAACCUCUUAUAGAGAUUACUGGGCGGGGAAGUUCGACGAUGAAUGAGACUUUGAUUGUUGAACCCUACAACGAUGGAAACAUAUACUAUUUUAGUCCUUUUCAAGGUGUGCAGAAACUUCCAGUCACGAUUAAUCAACUGGUCGCAUCGUCUCCUAUGCAUCUAAAAACAGACAUUGUAGUUGACGAGCUGGGAACUGUUAUUCAAGAUGAAAAGAUAUACACAGGGUCGAGAUCUACAUCGAUGUACACGAUCGAUUUACUCACGGGCGAAAUUAUUUCAGCAUAUGGCCUUGGUACGAAGAAUAAGAAGUACUCACGCGAUAAAGAGACCUGCAUUACUUCCGGAUUCGAAUCAACUCAAUGCCACAAUUCCAUAGUUGUGGGAAAAAGUACCUAUCGCUUGGAAAUUCAUUCUCUUGAUGGUAUCGCCUACAACGUUUCUUACUCCAAAUGGCAGCAAAAUUCUUUAGAUACCCAUUUGGCUACUCAAAACUUUCUAUCUCAGGAUGGCAUCUACAUUGCGCCUUUUCGUGACAAAACUGUGCUGGCGAUUAGCGACGAUUUCAAAAUUGCAAGAUGGAUAUCAGCCACUUUUCCCGGGAUUAUUAACGGAAUCUUUGAUAUAUAUCAAGAUGAAACCAAAGGUGAGAAUAUUCUAGUCCCACAUCCUUUGAAAUCGCCAUAUGAAAAGCUUUCGAAUAAUGAAAAGGUAUAUCUUGAUCAAAACCAGCAUGGUACCUGGUUCGCCUUAUCGUCGCACAAUUUUCCUUCACUGGUGGAGGUCGCUCCCAUGUCAAAAUACAGUCUCAAUGAAAGAUGGAAAGCACCAUCGAUUUUCCAGAAUGAAGAUCUCACCAGGACAGCUCUGCAAGGCGUCCAUGAGCUCACUAACAUGAGAUUUCAGCAGAUAUUUGAGGGCGGUCGCGAACAAAAUGACAUCCUGUCUUUACCGGAGAAAAACUCUCCUCUGUUGAUUGAUCCACCUGCUGACCACAUCCUGGAUCCUACGAGUCAGAAGGUAAAAUCCAUCGAUAGAUACAUAUCACCAGGUGAACUUGAGGCCUAUAAAUUGAAGGUUCAAGAGCAAAUAGCGCAAGAAAUUAUGCAAAAAGCUCAAGGCUCCUUCCUUCGCACCGCUGCAAGAUUUGUGUAUCGAGUGGUGGAAAGUGGAUUUGUUCUCUUAUUUGCUCUUUUCAUUCUAUUGAUACUUCAGAAGUUCAGGAUUAUAAUGCCUCUGCCAGUACUCUUGGAGAAGUUAGGACUCAUCCCUACGAAAGAUAUUACUUUGAAGGAUGUUGAGAUCACCAAUCUCGAUAAUGACAAGAUGAGCAACCGCAAUGCCGCGAAGAAAAGCGAAGUGGCAGACGUGGAAGAUAAGGGACAGACGGCUGUCAUGUCAUCAUCUAGCAGCGCAGAUAUUGAACAGGAAGAUAUUAGGAUGCUGGGGGACAUUCAUGAUAAAAAUGGAACUCUGAUCGUCGAUAAGAGGAAAAGAAAACGUGGCGCUCGUGGUGGCAAGAAGGCAAAGAAGAAGUUAUUGGCGCAAGAAACUAACCAGGAUGGGGAAGAUUUAGAAUUGGAGCAUGACCUGAAAACACUCACCGUCUCCGAUAAAAUAUUGGGCUAUGGCUCCUCAGGUACUGUGGUCUUCCAGGGUAGUUUUCAAGGACGACCGGUCGCGGUCAAACGUAUGUUACUUGAUUUCUGUGAUGUGGCCUCUCGAGAGAUUAAAAUGCUCACUGAAAGCGAUGAUCAUCCCAAUGUCGUAAGGUAUUUCUGCUCUGAAUUCACACAGAAAUUUCUCUAUAUUGCAUUGGAGCUUUGUAGUGCGACGCUUGAAGAAGUGAUUGAACCUAACAAAGGAUCGAAUGAAACCGUCGAGUUCGAGUUGAACGAAAAAGUUGACUGGGUUGAUGUUUUGAAGCAAGUCGCAUCAGGCGUCGCACAUCUGCAUUCCUUGAAAAUUGUCCACCGUGAUAUCAAACCACAGAAUAUUCUUGUUUCUGGGCCGAAAAAGCCUGUUAUCGGUCAAAAUAAUAUGGAUGGGAAUAUUAGGGUCCUUCUCUCUGAUUUCGGUUUAUGCAAGCGACUGGAGGCUGAUCAGUCAUCCUUUCAUCCUACAAACACAAAUAAGGCUAGUGGUACUAGCGGCUGGCGUGCGCCGGAGCUAUUGGAUGAGUCGAAGAAAAAAGUUAUCGAUAGUAUAAUUAGCGAUGAGCAGGAAGAGGCCGGAAGCUUUAGCUCGUUCUAUGAUAAAAGCACGAAACAGCGAUUAACGAGAGCGAUGGAUAUAUUCUCCAUGGGUUGCGUAUUUUACUAUGUUUUAUCUAAUGGGAAUCACCCGUUCGGCAGCAGGUAUGUGCGAGACGCGAACAUUAUCAGAGGAAAUUUCGAUCUUUCUGCUCUUCGGCGGAAUCUUUCAGACAAGUCGCUUAUAAUUGAGGCCAAUAGCUUGAUAACUCAGAUGCUAAAAAAUGAUCCCUUGGAGAGGCCAACAGCUGCAGCUGUAUUAAACCACCCUCUUUUCUGGUCUAGUGCCAAAAAGCUGGAGUUCUUACUGAAAGUUAGUGAUCGGUUUGAGAUUGAGAGGAGGGACCCGCCAAGUCCUUUACUGCUUAAGCUGGAAGCAGGAGCCAAGUUAGUGAUACUAAACGGAGAUUGGACUACCAAAUUUGAGAAAGAUUUCAUGGAUAAUCUUGGCAAGUACCGCAAGUACAGCGGAAGCAAAUUAAUGGACUUGCUUCGAGCACUAAGAAAUAAGUAUCAUCAUUUCAUGGAUUUACCAGAAGACCUGGCAGCUGCAAUGAGCCCCAUUCCCGCUGGAUUUUACAAUUACUUCGCCUUACGUUUCCCGAAUCUGCUGAUGACAACUUAUUCUAUAAUCAAAAACAACCUAGAAGAUGACCAGAUUUUGAGUAAGUUCUUCGCUUAA